This is a messenger RNA of Aspergillus bombycis, 828 nucleotides long. RefSeq names its product alpha/beta hydrolase family esterase. The transcript has a single exon. Gene Ontology annotation, molecular function: feruloyl esterase activity. NCBI's taxonomy places the organism in Eukaryota, Fungi, Ascomycota, Eurotiomycetes, Eurotiales, Aspergillaceae. The record is from RefSeq and is a predicted model, not a curated record. The coding region runs from base 1 to 828 and encodes 275 amino acids.
AUGCGUCACACUUUGGCCUCUUUCUGUGUUGCAGCGGUUGAAUUGGUCAUACAUGCUGCCGCAGCUAGCUCCUCUGGAUGCGGCACAAACCCAUCCCUCAGCAACGGACUCAACUACAUGGACGUCAGCGGUCAGCCUCGGGAAUACAUCAUUCAAGUCCCUGACAACUACGACGCCAGCACUCCUCACAAACUUGUGAUAGGGUACCACUGGCGCGACGGCACCAUGAACAAUGUCGUCGAAAACGGAUUCUACGGGAUGAGGAACCUCGCCGGGGACAUACCCACCAUCUUCAUUGCUCCCCAGGGACUGGGAAACGGCUGGGCCAACACUAACGGUGACGAUAUCACAUUUACCGACCAAAUCCUGGAUGCGAUAGAGUCCUCCUUCUGUAUUGACCAGGACCGCCGUUUCGCCACCGGCUGGAGCUGGGGCGGAGGCAUGAGCUACUCGGUGGCCUGUUCGCGAGCCGAUAUCUUCCGCGCUGUGGCGGUUCUCUCUGGUGCUGAAAUCAGCGGCUGUGAUGGCGGAGAUCUUCCCAUUGCGUACUUUGGUCAGCAUGGAAUUAGCGAUAGCGUGCUGGGUGUCGAGCUCGGCCGUACCUUGCGAGAUCACUAUGCUCAGGUGAAUGGCUGUGAUGCUGUGACUCCUCCUGAGCCGGCGGUUGGAAGCGGGACACAUGUUGUGACUGAUUACUCGGGUUGUGCUGAGGGCUAUCCUGUCCAGUGGGUCGCCUUUGAUGGCGAUCACGUACCACUUCCUUCAGAUGUGGGAUCUUCGGAUUCUUUUACCCCUGGUCUUAUCUGGGAGUUCUUCUCUCAGUUCUAA